AUGGCAUCCCCAGGGAGACGACCCCAAGAGCCAGUGAGGCCCGAGAAAGAGGAGCUACAGGAGACAGUGGACACCUUAUCAGGGCAUCAGACGUCAACUGAGGAUGCUUUAUUGCACAUCACAGACCUCAAGGAGAACCACAUGAAUCUCUCUGAAGAUCCUCUGACCAAAAGAGAGAACCUUCCAGAUAAGAAGCUUCUGAGCUUGGCAUCGGGGGGUUUGGCCCUGCAAGGGAUCUAUCUGACCAACAACCCUAAUGAUCUGUUGGACCAGCGAGAGGCACUGAUCAGGGUUCCUGAGGACUUCACUCUCCUUGGCGCAGAGGAGCAGUCGAGGUUUGAGAAGAAGGAAUUUUCCUGUCCUCAAGCAGAAGCCACAUUCACACAGUCAAUGGAAAAACUGGGCAUCAGUCUUAGCUGCUCAGAGGAGGGCAGGGGGUGGAGCUGUGAGCUGGAAAUCAGGUCUGAUUUCAGCAAAUCUUCAGAAUCCAGAAGCAGCAGCAGGUCCUGUUCUGAACACACUUACAGCUGCACAACCCAGUUCAGCUAUGUCCCAUUGGCCUCUGCUCAUCUUGCGCAGGAACAGAUAAGACUUUCCCAAGAGGCUCUUGAGGAGCUCAAAUCCAUCGAGGAUCUUGUGGGCCUCGCUGAGGGUCCAGCCAGGCUCCAUGCCCUGAGGAGCAAGUGUGAACGCUUCUUCUGCAGGUUCGGCUCCCACAUCAACCAGGGCCCCCUGCACCUUGGGGGGAUAUUCUGGUGGAAAGCCGUGGUGGAGGGCUUCAGGGAGGAGCAGCGGGAGGACGUGAGGCGACAGACGUGUAAUGCACUGGAGUCUUACAUCAGGAGCGGCUACAGUGACUUGGGUAUGAAGGUGACAGCAGAGGUGGGGGGGUCCCUUUCAGAAAUAUCGUUCAAAAGUAAGGAGACCAAGAGCCUCCAAAUGGACAUCCAGUUGUCUGUAACCAUGACAGGUGGCCCCUCGGAUGUGAACUCUCUUACCCGUUGGAAGGCAGGGAUGGUAGCCAGUAACAAGACCUGGUGUGUGAUUGACCGAGGCCACAGACUGCUGUCCGUGUGGGACCUGAUCCUGUCCAAUCACAGACAAGAUUUUCAGGAUGUUCUUCAAGUGAGUCACCAGCUUGUGGAGGCCUAUACAGCACUGACUGGCAGAAGUGAUGGGAUUCCAUGUGCAAAAGGUUUAUGGAGUAAGGAGGAAGAGUUCAGUUCUUUCUUAGCAGAUGUAAAAUCAUGGGAAGUCACUGACCCUGAGAAGCAGUUGAAGAAGUUGGUGGAUUUCAUGCAAAAGCUGAAGGAGCAAUCGAAAAAUGAUCAUUCCUGGAGUCACAUCUGCCUCUCAGAUCGGGCUGUGCAGGAUUUCCUGGUGAACACAGCCACCGUUUGCAAGGACCUCCCUCCCCAGGACACCAAACUCACUCGGUCCCACCUGCGCCUCCUCCUGGACCCUCAUGUCCACUCCGUGCCAAACUUCCCCCAGGCUGCCUGGCUCCUACAGUGGGUCUGCAACCGAGAGGAGACACAGCGGCCCCGGACCGAUGGCUCUGAGUUUGCUGAAUUCAUCCAGAUCCUAAAGGAAAUCCAGAAAGGUGUCCUCAGGGUGGACCCUGACUCUGUGUCCCCUGCAUCGAUGGAGGAAGCUCAGAAACAGGCCACAGCUGUGGUGGGAUCUGCACUCAGUUCCCUGCUGCAGAUUCUCAGAGCCACAGACCAAUCAGACACGGAGCUGCUGCUCCUGUCCAUUGCAGCUGCAGCAGGCUACGUGGCAGAAAGCCAAACCUUUGGGGGCCUCCUAGGGAGGGAAGAGACAAACUUCUUGUUACAGGAAAUGCCAAAAGCUCAUGAGACUCACUUGGCCCUUAGAAGGCAGUGUGGGCACAAGGCACAGGCCUUCCUGGUGCUCACAGGUCUAACCAUCACCUCAGGGCCCACAGCCCUGUCCCACCAGCAGAAAGAGAAACGUUUGAGUGUUAUGAGAGAGCACCUGGGACAGUCCUUAUCCACAGAAGUUGCCGAUGUCCUUUCCCGAGCAGGUGUCGAUUGGGAAUCUCUGGAGAGAAACCUGAAGUCCUUCAUCAUGGGAGAUGGUGAAGUUGCAGUCAAUUCUCUGACAAAUGACUUGGGGAGAAGAGAAAAGGAAAGUGUCUUUCAGGACAAGAAACAGAUGAAUGGCCCAACCACUGGAACCAGAGACGAGCAGGCAGGAAGUGUUAGCGAGCAGGGAGAGAGAGACAAUCGAGACUUUCUGAGCCUGAUCCAGCAGCUGGGCCUGGACCGGUACUACCCACGAAAGAUGGGCAGAGCUGAUUUCCAUCUGAUUUAUAAAGCCUCCGUGCAUGACAGUCAGCCCCACACUGACCAGGAAUUACCAUUUUAUUUCCUGCAAAAGCUGCUGAUGCUGGACUAUCGACUGAGGUAUCUGGUUUGCAGGGAUGAUGGGAAGACAACAUUAAUGGCAACUGAGUCCCUGAGCCCUACAAGGAACAGAAGUAACUCCUCAGACCCUUUUGAAGACCUUCUUAACAUGAGUGAAGUAGCUCUUGACUCCCCUGGUAUCACUAAGAUACAUGUCCACCCAAUGGAUGUCCAGAUGGCAAUUUUCCACUGUGCAGACGAUUUCACUAGACAAUAUAUUUCAAACAAACUUUCGAUCUGUCAAUUUGCUCUUCCAUUUGUGGUACCCAAUAGCUGUACUUCCCAAAUUGAAUUUCCUCUCUGGUCUCUGCGACAAGUCAAGAAGAGCUGGCGAAGGGUGGAGAAAUUAGGGGAGGAGAAGAAGAUGAAAUAUAAUAGCAAACUGAUUUGUGAAACAGCCACCCCAAUUGUGUCCUUCCUAAGAGUUGGAAAUUCCUUCUCCUCAUCCAAGUCCCAGCUCCUAAACUCACUGCUGAGUAAACAGAAACACGACAUAUUUUUCCACCGUCACUGCAGGGGGAGCAGCAAAGAUGUUCUCCUGAUGGGAGGCGUGGUGGAGGUCUGCUGGUACUGUCCUGGGGGGAAGGACGAUGACAGCUUUGAUAAUUGCAUCACCUUCACCAAUCUCCAUGGAGACGCCAUACAGCAUGAGGCCCAGCUCAGAUUUCUGCAGGAAAUCUCUUCCGUCACCGUUGUCCUGUUGUCGGCUUUUGAGGAAAGCGAGAGGAACAGGCAAAUUGUGCGUGAGCUCUGGCGAUUGCCAAAACCUUUAAUCUGCCUCUUUGAUGACAGAGAGAAGAUGAAGGGUGGUAAACGUGGCCUGAAAGUGAAAAUUGGGAUUAAGAGCCGAAACGAAGCAGAAUUAAUGGAGGAACUGAGAGCCACAAUCACACACCUCCUGGAGGUUCAGGGAACAGCCCUCAGUCCCGUUGGCUGUGCCGAGAUUGCUCGCCGGCAUGGGUUCCUCGUAGAUGAGGACCGGAAGGAAUGCAAGGAGGCUGAAACGCUCGUCCAGACGCUGGUGUCUCUCCUGACAGAAAACAAGUUGUCAGCAGUGAAAGAAAAGUUUCUGCCUCUCCAAGGAGAAUUAUGGCACCGGUGGUGUAAAAAGGACAGGGAACUCAGCCAUCUGCGAGGGAAAGGGAACAAAAACAUUGAACAACACAGGAGUGAGAUUGAGGCAGAAAAGCAGGAAAUCCGGAAUACUCAGCUACACAAAGCAUUUCCUCUGAAUGAUCUGAUGAGGUCUGUGGUUGACAUUCUACAGGCCCAGUCAAAGACAAACUCCAAGCUGUAUUUUCUGCAGUGGCUGAGCAUUUUUAUGGAUAAUCUGACUGCGGGUCAUCUGGAAAUCCUUCAACAGAAAUAUGAUGGACUCUGGUCUCAGAUGCCAAUAAAAAAGGAGAAAGGGUCAGACAGUGACCCGGGGCAGCAUUUGCAAGGUAAAUUAGAAGUGAUCUCCAAGGAAAUAGAUGACUCUACAAUUGGGAUUGAUCACUUCCUAAGAGAGAUUGGACAGAUUUAUGAAGCUGUGGAUAAACAUUCACCUGAAAAGGACACCCUGAUGCAUUCCCUUCCCCAGAUUGCUGCUGACCUGAUGGUUGCUGGGUAUCCCCUUGAGCUUAUGGAUGGGGAUGCUUCCUAUGUGCCCCUGAAAUGGGUGGCAGCUGUUUUUGACAGGUUAACUGAAACCCUGGGAGACAAAAGGCUGUUUGUGCUUUCUGUACUGGGUCUCCAGAGCAGUGGGAAGUCCACACUGCUGAAUGCCAUGUUCGGUCUGCAGUUCGCUGUCAGUGCUGGGAGAUGCACCCGAGGAGCCUAUAUGCAACUCCUCGAGGUGCAGGAGAAGGUCAGGGAAGACUUGGGCUUCGACUUUGUGCUUGUGGUAGACACUGAGGGUCUCCGGGCCCCAGAGCUUGCCAAUAAAUCACUGAAUCAUGACAAUGAGCUGGCAACCUUUGUCAUCGGCCUCGGUAACCUGACCGUGAUCAACAUUUUUGGAGAGAAUCCUUCGGAAAUGCAGGACAUUCUGCAGAUCGCAGUCCAGGCCUUCCUGAGAAUGAAGAAAGUGAGACUUUCUCCCAGCUGUGUGUUUGUGCAUCAGAAUGUGGGGGAGGUCACGGCUAAUGAUCAGAAUAGGGAAGGACGCAGGAGGCUCCAGCAGAGACUGGAUGAAAUGGCGGCGGCCGCGGCGGAGCAAGAACAGAUUUCCGACAUCACCCGGUUCAGUGACGUGAUCCGGUUUGAUGUGAACACCCACGUCCAUUUUUUUUCUCACCUGUGGGAGGGGAAUCCCCCCAUGGCCCCUCCCAAUCCCAGUUACAGCCACAAUGUUCAGGAUCUGAAGAGCUGGAUUCUUACAGUGGCAAAAGAGGAAUCUCAAGGCCGCAUCUUGCGGCUGACAGGUUUGAAGAACCGGGUCCAGGAUUUGUGGAGAGCCUUGGUAAAUGAGAAUUUCAUUUUUAGCUUCAGGAAUACUCGGGAGAUUGUGGCCAUGAGCAAGCUGGAGACAGUGUAUAAUGGCUGGACCUGGAAGUUGAGGAGUCACACAUUGGCCUUACAAAAUGAACUGAACAACCAGAUUCAGAAUGGAAAAAUAAAAAAUCUCACUGCGUGUCAUCUUGAGGGUCCAGUGUCAGAGAAAUACAUGGCUAUCCAACAGGAACUUGAAAAGUAUUUCGAUGAAGAUGAAGAUAGUGAAAUACUGAUUCAGUGGAAAGCGAGUUUUGCAACUAAAUUGCAAAUUCUUAAAGGUAUGCUUGUCUCGGAAACAAGAAGAAGAACUGAGGAACUCAUUACCUUCAAAAUCAGUCAGAGUGAACUGGACAAGAAGAAAUCAGAAUAUGAGAAUGAGUUGCUGGACAGGAGCAGAGAGCUUGCUCUGUCACUACAAGGUAAAGAAUUUUGUGAGAAGGAACUGAGAGUGAAGUUUGAUGACGUCUGGUCAAAGUGGGUCACGAAACUGUCCUCCACUCUUCCUCUAGGCAAUGAUCCUGACAUCAGCUUAGAUUUGGAGAAUAUCCUCUUGAACCAUUUCCAACAGGAACAUAACAUCGCAGACAUAAUUGGAGAUAUUUCCAGAAGGGAAAUAUUCUCCAUCGAUUACUCCAAAUAUGUGAAAAUGAAUAAGAAAUAUCAUAUUUUCAAUCUCAAAUUGUACAAAUUCACACUAGAAGAGGGUGAUGAAAUGAAUAUCAGAAAAACUACUGAGCAAAUCACGGACAUUGUCAAUGAAAUCAUUGGUUCCAAAGAGAAGCUGAGGGCAGGCUACCAUUCCAGUUUCUUCCAUGAAAUUCUGAGAGCAAUAGACACAGAGGUGGAUUCUGCAUCUCGUGCUGAAAGAUAUACUUUUACAAAUCAGUAUAAGUUAGAUUUGUCCAUGCAUCUAUGCCAAACAGCAGUAGAGAGAUUCCGGAAGAUGCACAAAGCAUUCAAGAGAGCAAAUGAUCCUGUCACCUACCUAGAAAGUAAGAGGGAGGAUUUUUUCAUGAGUUUUAAGAUUUCCUGCCAAGGAGCCAUCUCCAUCACAGAUUUUGCUGAUUUUCUGUGGGAUAAAGUAUCUUCUGCUCUCCUUAGAGCAGUCUGGGGCAAGACAGCCAUCGAUCUUGCUGGCGACAUGAGAUCUAACUUCUUGGCCUUCAAAGGCAACAGAUCAAACCUGGAGAAACACAUCCUGAUCUCACUGGUGAAAGAAGAAAGCUUUGAGAAUUAUUGGCAGUACAUCCACUCUCCCAGGGCAUUUUUCAAGAACUACAUUAAGAAACGGGUUGAGGCUUACUGUUCAGCCCGAGAUGGGAAAAAGCUGAAGGCUUUUGUAACUCGCAGUGUUCAGAGUUUCAAGGCAGACAUUCUCGCAGCUAUUAACCAAUCAACAGAUGCUACCAAGACCAGGAAUGGGUCUGUGUCCAUGUGGCUGGAUGAAUUUUGUCAACGCCUUGGGGGUCGCUUAACCCUUCCAAGAGGAGACCUGAAAAGCAUCGAACAUCAGGAGAUCAAGGACAUCGAAUUCCUCAGGGAGGCAGUGAUCAGAGCUGUGAAUGGCCCCCCACCUCCCGCCCUGCAGAUGGGGGAACCAGACUGGGCUGGCAGAGCUAUGGAAGAAGUGGUCCCGAAGGUCCAGAAGAUGCUUUCUGACCAGCUCUGCGGCUGCUGGAAGCAAUGUCCCUUCUGCAAGGCCAUCUGUACCAACACAGUCACUGAUCACGACGGAGACCACAGCGUCCCCUUCCAUCGCUCUAAGGCAGUCAAUGGCUUCAACUGGCAUCAGACAGAUAACUUCUCCAUUGAUUUUUGUACUAGUUCAGUAGCAAGUGAUUGUAACUUAGUGUUCAAGGAUGGCCGAAGCAUCCCGUACAAGUCGUAUCGCCAGGCUGGAGGGGAAUAUGCCACGUGGAGCAUCACCCCAGACACAUCCGCCCAGCCCUACUGGAAAUGGUUUCUGUGCCGCUUCCGUGCCCAGUUAGAAGAGAAGUACAAUAAAAGAUUCAAGGGCCAGGGUGAAAUACCUCAUGCGUGGACAAGGAUAACCAAGGAAGAAGUGAUUGCUGAUCUGAAUUCCCUAUAG
Molecule: messenger RNA, 6993 nt
Organism: Ornithorhynchus anatinus (platypus)
Lineage: Eukaryota; Metazoa; Chordata; Mammalia; Monotremata; Ornithorhynchidae
Product: interferon-induced very large GTPase 1-like
Exons: 1
Coding region: 1-6993 (2330 amino acids)
Molecular function (GO): GTP binding
Source: RefSeq, a predicted model, not a curated record